Messenger RNA from Alnus glutinosa, 6700 nucleotides. RefSeq names its product DExH-box ATP-dependent RNA helicase DExH17. NCBI's taxonomy places the organism in Eukaryota, Viridiplantae, Streptophyta, Magnoliopsida, Fagales, Betulaceae. Bases 44 to 5989 code for a protein of 1981 amino acids. Gene Ontology annotation, molecular function: nucleic acid binding; protein binding; ATP binding. The record is from RefSeq and is a predicted model, not a curated record. The transcript has 28 exons.
UUAGACUACACCGCGCCCCCCUUCUGAGAAGAAAAUCUAGGACAUGAAAAGUGCCUUUAAAGGCUUAUUUGCUAUUAACCCAAGAAAAAGUUUCGGGGCCUACGUAGAAUCAUGUGUUUCUCUAUUAAAGAAUGUUACCUACCAAGGCUUGGUCGCCGAAGGAAGUGUCAUUCAUGGGCAUUUGAUCAAGAUGGGUAUUUCCUCGGAAAGAUACAUAGCCGUAAAACUUCUCACCAUGUACCUUAACGGCGCAAGUUCUGGUGAAGCUCAUGGGAUUGUGAAGGAGUUUAAUGGGUUUGAUCUUGUGGUGGAUAAUUGCUUGAUUAGUGCUAACUUUAAGUGGGGAAAUCUUGACGGAGCUCGCCAGUUAUUUGAACAAAUGCCUGAGAGAAACGAAGUCUCGUGGACAGCACUGAUAUCGGGUCUUAUGAAAUAUGGAAGAGUGGACGAAUCAAUGUGGUACUUCGAGAGGAACCCAUUUCAGAAUGUGGUUUCUUGGACUGCGGCUAUUAGUGGGUUUGUGCAAAAUGGGUUUAAUAUUGAAGCUCUGAAGCUUUUCAUGAAGCUGCUUGAAUCUGGGGUCAAGCCCAAUGAUGUUACAUUUACCUCUGUUAUUAGAGCUUGUGCAGGUUCAGGUGAAUUUGGUUUGGGAACGAGUGUUGUGGGGCUGGUUAUCAAAGAUGGAUUUGAACACAAAUUAUCGGUUUCUAAUUCUUUAAUUACAUUAAGCUUGAGGAUGGGUGAAAUUGCCUUGGCUAGGAGAGUAUUUGAUGGGAUGGUAAAACGAGAUGUUGUUUCUUGGACUGCAAUCCUAGACAUGUAUGUUGAGAUGGGGGACUUGGGAGAAGCACGUCGAGUCUUUAAUGAGAUGCCUGUAAGAAAUGAGGUUUCUUGGAGUGCAAUGAUUGCAAGGUACAGUCAGAGUGGGAAUCCUGAAGAAGCAUUGAAACUCUUCUGUCAGAUGGUUCAACAUGGGUUUAACGCAAAUAUCUCUUGCUUCUCUAGUGUUCUUAGUGCAUUGGCCAGCCUAAAGGCUUUUCGAGCAGGAAUGAACAUUCAUGCACAUGUUCUCAAAAUUGGGAUUGUGGAAGAUGUCUUCGUUAGUAGUUCUCUAAUUGACUUCUACUGUAAAUGCGGAAAAACUAAAGAUGGGCGUUUGGUGUUUGAUUCAAAUUUGAAGAAGAACGUGGUUUCAUGGAACUCUAUGAUUGGUGGGUAUAGUCUGAAUAGACAGAUGGACGAAGCUAAGGUGUUGUUUGACAACAUGCCUAUCCGAAAUAAUGUCUCGUGGAACACUAUGAUUUUGGGUUACACAGAAAAUAAACAAUUUGAUAAGGUAUUUGAAGGACUCCACGAGAUGCUUUUGUCAGGGGAAAUCCCAAAUAAGUCCACCUUCUCAACUGUGCUUUGUGCUUGUGCCAGCAUAGCCUCAUUAGAGAAAGGCAAGAUCCUCCAUGGGAAAACCGUUAAGCUUGGAAUUCAACAUGACAUUUUUGUGGGUACUGCCCUGACUGAUAUGUAUGCCAAAUCUGGGGAUAUUCAAAGCUCCAAGCAGGCCUUUGAUAGAAUGCCCGAGAAAAAUGAAAUCUCCUGGACUCUGAUGAUUCAAGGGCUUGCAGAAAAUGGUUUUGCCGAGGAAUCUCUUAUUCUGUUUGAAGAAAUGGGAAGAACCUCACCUGUUGCUCCCAACGAGCUCAUGCUUUCUUCAAUUCUUUUUGCUUGUUCUCACUCUGGCUUAGUCGAAAAAGGACUUAGAUACUUCUAUUCAAUGGAAACAGUCUAUGGCAUAAAGCCAAAGGGAAGACACUACACCUGUAUGGUGGAUAUGCUGUCUCGAUCAGGACACCUCUUUGAGGCUGAAGAAUUUAUAAAAAGCAUGCCAUUUCAGCCUGAAAAUAAUACAUGGGCAGCUCUAUUUAGUGGCUGUACUGUAUAUAAAAAUGAAGAGAUUGCAGAAAGGAAAGCUAAGAAGCUCUGGGAAUUAGAAGAGAACUCUGCAGGUUAUGUAUUGAUGUCGAAUAUAUAUGCUUCAGCAGGUAGAUGGGAAGAUGUCAUGAAUAUACGGAAGUUGAUGAGGGAGAAGGGGUUGAAGAAGAGUGGCGGCUGUAGUUGGGUUGAGCUGAAUAAUCAAGUCCAAUCUUUUAACUCAGAAGAUGGAACGCACUCUCAAUCGGUUGAAAUUCGUGAAGUUUUAGAACUCUUAAGAUCUGAAAUGCUGCCCCGCAAGAAGUCCUUUUUACAAGAAAUUUCACUUUGUUCUUCUCGGGCCCCACUAAUCCGUAACAACUUCUGUCAAGAAACGAGUGGAACUAUGGAUUCAUAUACACUGAAGUCCGUGUUAGAUUUGCCUGCACAUUUUCGUUCAGCUUUUAAUUUCAGAUACUUUAAUUCGCUGCAGAGCGAAUGCUUUCCUGUUUGUUUCCACUCCGAUGCAAACAUGGUUAUUUCAGCCCCAACUGGAAGUGGUAAAACGGUGCUCUUUGAGCUUUGCAUUUUGAGGCUUCUCUCGAAGUUCAUCUCUGAAGAGGGGAGGUUCAUCCAUUUAAAGGGAACCCUCAAGACAAUCUACAUAGCCCCAUCUAAGGCCUUAGUACAAGAGAAGCUCCGUGAUUGGAAUGAGAAGUUUGGGUCAUGGGGGAUUAACUGCCUGGAGUUGACCAGCGAUAAUGAAUUUUACAACGUAAGGAAUAUACAAGAAGCUGAUAUUAUUGUAACCACUCCUGAGAAAUUUGAUGCUGUGACUCGGUAUCGCAUAAAAGAUGGUGGCUUGAGCUUUUUUGGUGACAUAGCUCUUCUACUUAUUGAUGAAGUUCACCUUUUGAAUGAUCCACGUGGAGCAACUUUGGAGGCAAUAGUUAGCAGAAUAAAAAUGCUUGCUCGCAACCCUGAGAUGAGAUCAACUUCUCUUUCUCAUGUCCGAUUCAUUGCGGUGUCUGCCACAAUUCCAAAUAUUGAGGACCUUGCUGAAUGGCUUAUGGUUCCUGUCCAAGGAAUUAAAAGGUUUGGAGAAGAAAUGAGGCCUGUAAAGUUGACAACUAAAGUUUUUGGCUAUACGCCAGCCAAAAAUGACUUUCUAUUUGAAAAGCGCCUUCAAAACUAUAUUUUUGAUAUUCUCAUGCAAUAUUCGAGAGGAAAAUCUGCUCUGGUUUUUUGUUCAACAAGAAAAGGAGCACAAGAAGCAGCACAGUGCCUCUCUCAGACUGCAAUGAACUUUGGUCAUUCAAAUCCGUUCAUUAAAAGUAAAGAACAGCAGGAAAGGCUAAGGGAAGCAUCACUAUCAUGCAGUGACAAACAAAUGCAAUCUUAUAUCAUUUAUGGUGUUGGUUAUCACAAUGGUGGGCUUUGCCUGAAGGAUCGUAAUCUCAUUGAAAGUCUUUUUCUUAUGGGCGACAUUCAAAUUAUUUGCACAACAAAUACUCUUGCCCAUGGGAUCAACCUACCAGCACAUACAGUUGUAAUAAAAUCAACACAACACUACAACAAGGAAAAAGGUCUUUACAUGGAAUAUGACAGAUCCACUAUACUACAGAUGAGCGGGAGGGCAGGCCGCCCACCAUUUGAUGAUACAGGAAUGGUCAUAAUCAUGACAAGAAGAGAAACUGUCCAUUUGUAUGAGAAUCUAUUGAAUGGAUGUGAAAUGGUGGAAUCACAAUUGCUAUCAUGUGUGACGGAGCACUUAGCUGCAGAGAUAGUUCAACUGACCGUCUCGGAUAUUACAAGGGCAAUUGAGUGGAUGAAGUGCUCAUAUUUGUAUGUCAGAAUGAAAAAGAAUCCUGGAAAUUAUUUAGUUAGAAAAGGGACUUCAAGUGACCAUAAAGAGAGGGAUAUGCAAGAGAUUUGUGUUCAGAAAGUUAAUGAGUUAUCGCGACAUCAAAUGAUCUGGACUGAUGAAGAUGGUUACCUGUUGAAGCCGCUAGAGCCUGGAAAGCUGAUGACAAAGUACUAUUUGAAGUUUGACACAAUGAAACACAUUAUGCAGACCCCUGUAAAUUGCAGUUUGGAAGAUGCACUUCAUAUCAUAUGCCGUGCAGAGGAAAUUGCUUGGAUACAGCUCAGACGCAAUGAGAAGAAACUUCUAAAUGACAUAAACACUGAUAAAGAUAGCCGGCUUCGCUUUCACAUCCUUGGUGAUAAAGGGAAACCGAAAAAGCGUAUUCAAACUAGAGAAGAAAAAAUAUUUGUUUUGGCAAAUGAAUGCUUGACUGGUGAUCCUUCAGUUCAUGAUUUAUCCCUGACCCAGGACAUGAAUUCUAUAUGCUCAAACGGGUGUAGAAUUGCCAAGUGUAUGAAAGAGUAUUUCAUUUACAUGAAGAAUUAUAGAGGAGCCUUGAAUUCAACACUUCUAGCCAAAUCAUUACAUCAAAAACUCUGGGAUGAUAGUCCAUACUUGCUGAAACAAUUACCUGGAAUUGGAAUGGUGACUGCAAAGGCACUACAUUCAAUGCAAAUCAAUUCAUUUGAGACGCUAGCUGAAGCUGAUCCAAGGAGAAUAGAGAUAGUCACUUGUCGAAAAUUCCCAUUUGGGAACCAUAUUAAGGAUUCUCUACUUUCACUACCUCCAAAAGUCGAUGUGAAGAUGGAGGAAAUUGAGUGCCAAAGGCAAGGAAAGUCUAAGCUGGUAGUAACAUUGACAAGGCUAUCACAACCGGUGCAAUCGACAAAACGGCAUUAUGCUGAUAUGAUUGUUGGCUCAGAAGAGGAUAACUUGAUUGUCUUCCAUGAGAAAAUAAGAGUGGAAGAGUUCUCCAGCCCCUACAGUGCAACAAUUCUCCUGUCAAGUCCUCAUCAAGGAAAGCUAACUAUCAAGGCUGAUCUUAUUUUUGAAGAAUACAUUGGCAUUGAUCUCCACCGAAAACUUCUUUUGAUGAAAGAGAGCAACUUGAGCAUGAAAUAUAAACAGAGAAAUAAGCAGCCUUCCUCGUUUCCUCCACCUGAGGAAAUACAUAUUAUAGAUGACAAUGAAACUACAUCUCCAGCUCCAGCCAAAGAGCUUCACAAUUCAGCCAACUCUGAAAAGGAAAAUGGUUUCUUGCCCAGUUUCAAACUCUUAGAUGAAGAGAUGGGAGAAGAUGAGCCUGAUCUUGAAGUUGAAGAAGAUGAAUGCAAAAUCAUCACUGAACAAACAGUAUUUGACCACAUACGUGAAAAAGCCAAGAACUUUCCUGUCUUGGCCACACCAAGUAUUGCCUGUUUCCCAUCCUCAGAGGCCUUGAUUCUCACAAGGAAGCUCUCUCGUCAGAAGCAGCUUGAACUCCAUAGUGAAGUAGAAGUUCUGGGUGAGACAGACAGAAACAAGAUUACACGACCAAGUGUGGUCAAUCCAUCUUCAGAACGCAGUGGACAUGGUGCUACCAAAUGUCCGAUUCCUCCAGAACCUGAAGAGAGCACAUCCAAGACUUUAACUGGGGGAUCAAUAUUUGAUCAUAUACAGAAAAAGUCUAAGAAUUUUCCAAUGAUCAAUAAAUUGAAGACCAUUGAUUCGGAGCCUUUAUUCUGGACGAAGGAACACUCCUCUGAGAGUCGGGCUGAGUUAGGCACUGUUUCCUCUGAAAUAUUGAAUGAGAUGAAUUCAGAUGAAAUCUUGGCAGAUACUAUAACCAUUUCAGAUUCGGAACCCAGAAAGGUGGAAAGAGAUUCAUGUGUUUCAAAGCAAAGCACAAAGGUCAGACACAAUUUAUUUUCUGGAAGCUCCCCUGGCACAUAUGGGUUACUCAAUCUUCCUCCAAGAGUUUCAAGCCCCACUGGUGAUCUAUCAUCUAUUGAAAUGCUAUCUUUUGAUAUUUCCAUGUUAAAGAACAAUGGCCAGUCGGCAGACCCAUUGAGCAACUUGAAAAGUAGCAGGAAGCAGCAAUGCCGGUCGAGAGAAUUUAAAAGACAGAACUGUUCUCCAAGUGUAUCCAGAAUACAGUGCUGCUCGUCGGAAACAGCCAGCGAAACCGGGGAAGCAGAUGCAUUUCUUGGGUUCAAGAGUGUCUUUUCAUUUCUUUGAUUCCUCUUUGGGCAGGGAAUUAAAGGAUGGACCCAUCGUCUUUUAAAUUUUUUGAUUCAAUUGCAUCAGCUUCGAACUAGAUUUCGGUACGUACGUUUCCAACCUAGAGCUGUUCUACAUCAUUCUCCGGUCCAUCUGCUCUUCAUCCCUUAUGCCGUAAAUUCAAUGGUUAAUUUGCAAAUCUGAGAUGCAGUGGAUGGACAAAGAAAUAAUUUCUAUUAUUUUUCUUUCCAAAACGGGAUCUGAGAGCUCGUCGCUAAUAAGCUCGGUGAAUAGUGAGCACAACCUGGGUACAUUAAUGUCCAUGACUUUAGAAUUGAAUCUUAGGAUGCUUGUUGGCCCCUACACUCUAAAAGCUCCAUCAAUGUGCCCAUUCAGAUUCCAAUCCUUAAACGGGAGUUAAAAUCCGAAUCAUUUCAUCUGGCAGAGCCAGCGGUGAACUGGGAUGCAUAUCUUCUUUCAACGUGAUCAUACUUCUUUGAGAAACGCUAGCUACACUCUUCUACUUGUUUUUGUAUAUUCCAUUUCUUUUGAAACUCAUUCUGAUGUCUUCGUACCCGAGUUUAAUAGACUGGAAUUCCUCCAACCGAGAAAAGUUUGGUCCAAAAAUGUUCCAAAGGGACGAUUGGAAUUGUCCUGUUACAUGAUAGAAUUCUAAAUAUGCAAAGAUUAAAUGGAAUGAUAGUUACAUAGAGUAUUAUUCCCUAUUAA